AUGCUCGAUCCAUAUUCGACCCUAUUUCUUCUCCUAUUCACUUCAUUAGGAUAUACUGAUGCUGACGAUCCAGAAAAUGGAGCACCGGUUAUUAUUGAACAUCCUUUGGACGUUAUUGUCUCAAAAGGAUCUCCAGCCACUUUGAAUUGCGCGGCGAAACCUCCAGGGGCGCAAAUCACUUGGUACAAAGAUGGUCAGCCGGUUACUACCAAUAAGGAUCAAGUGAAUAGUCACCGAAUAAUUUUGGAUACUGGUGCAUUAUUUCUGUUGAAAGUUAGCAGUGGAAAGAACGGAAAAGAUGGGGAUUCUGGUUCAUAUCAUUGUGUUGCACGAAAUGAACAUGGUGAAGCGCAAUCACGUGAGGGAACACUAAAAAUUGCAAUGCUUAGGGAUGAUUUCCGGACACGACCUCGGACAGUUCAAGCACUAUCAGGCGAUAAAGCUAUCCUGGAAUGUUCACCUCCACGUGGUUUCCCGGAACCGGUAGUUAGUUGGAGAAAAGAUGAUCGUGAAUUAAAAUUUUCUGAAAUUCCCCGGAUGACGUUGCAUCCUGAUGGGAACCUUAUCAUCGAUCCCGUGGAACACGGUGAUUCCGGGACUUAUCAAUGUGUGGCAACUAAUAUGGUAGGAGAAAGAGUUUCGAAUCCAGCGCGACUCAGCGUCUAUGAAAAACCGAAGUUUUUGCAAGAACCAAAAGACGUCACUGUUGACGUCGGCUCAUCUGUACUUUUCGACUGCCGGGUAUCGGGUGAACCGCAACCUCAAAUUAGCUGGAAAAAGAAAAACGAUCAAAUGCCAGUAGCCAGAGCCUAUAUAGCAAAGGACAAUAGGGGUUUACGAAUUGACAGAGUGCAAGUUUCGGAUGAAGGUGAUUAUGUCUGUUACGCUAGAAAUCCGGCUGGUUCGAUCGAAUCAUCAGCCCGAUUAAAAGUUCAGGCACCUCCAACUUUCCAAACAAAACCAACCGAUCAAACUGUCGCACACGGUUCUAUUGCCACAUUUGAUUGUGUACCUGUAGGCCAACCGACUCCAGCUUAUUUUUGGAGUAAAGAAGGGCAACAGAAUCUACUGUUCCCCGGUCACGUAUCGGCUGAUGGCCGUAUAAAAGUAUCCUCGUCUGGAACGCUAACGAUUGCGGAUGUUCGCCCGAUAGAUGAGGGUGCUUAUGUUUGCGCUGCAAUGAAUUCAGCAGGAAGUUCGCUUAGCAAAGCCUUGCUGAAACUUUCAACAAAGACUAUCCUGGCACAACCUCCACCAGUCAUCGAGUACGGCCAUCAAAAUCAAACGUUAAUGGUCGGAUCAUCAGCCACCUUACCAUGUCAGGCUAGCGGUCGUACACCGCCUAGGAUAUCAUGGCUACUUGACGGGAAUACUGUGGAUACGACAAAAGAUAAUCGUUAUAGUCAACAUUCAAGCGGAAGUCUUCAUAUUGCGGAUCUCAAGAAAUCCGAUACUGGUGUUUACACAUGUCGAGCGAAGAAUGACGAUGGAGAAUCUACGUGGACAGCAUCGUUAAUAGUUGAGGAUCACAACACCAAAUCAGUUUUUUCUCGGAUGCCUGACCGAUCAAAUUUCCCAUCUGCACCCUCGCAACCAAUAGGUAGCAAUGUUUCAGAUACAGAGGUUGAUCUGGAAUGGCGAGCACCGGAAAGGAAUGGGGGUAGCCCCGUAACGGGUUAUAUUAUACAGUUUUUCAGUCCUGAAGUGGGAGAGACAUGGUUGAACGUGCCUGACUACAUAUCUGGGCCAAGGUAUCGUGUGAAAAAUUUGAGACCAUCCCAGACAUAUGUGUUUAUUGUCCGUGCUGAAAAUGACAAAGGAAUAGGACCACCUAGUCCAAUUUCUCCCGUUAUAACAACAAUGGCGAGAAAUGCACAUUUAUCUACUGAUGAUCUCGAAAACUUGGAUCUUGAACAAGCAACUAGACGUAUCACAUCCGAACAAUUGAUCAAACUAGAAGAGGUGAAAACAAUAAAUUCAACCGCAGUUCGUCUUUUCUGGAAGAGAAAAAAGGUGGAAGAUAUGGUGGAAGGAUAUUAUAUCAAAUGGCGUGGACCACCAAGAAGUAACAUCAACCAAUGGGUAAAUGUCAGUGGCGCACAUGUGGAAUCAUUUGUGGUCAAUGGUCUAAUGCCUUUUACAAACUACGAAUUCUUUGUUAUCCCCUACUACAAAUCUAUCCAAGGAGCUCCAAGUAAUUCCAUGGAUGCCCUAACUGCAGAAGCUCCACCAUCAUUGCCUCCUUCGGAAGUACAUAUUCGAAUGUUGAAUCUUACUACAUUACGGAUAGGAUGGAGAGCACCACCAGCUGAUGGAAUGAAUGGGAUUCUCAAAGGAUUCCAGAUUGUAAUUCUUGGGAAGGGAACGAAAUUUAAUCGUAAUAUCACCACAAACGAACGUGCAGCAAGUGUUACACUGUUCCAUCUAAUACCUGGUAUGACAUAUAAAAUCCGUGUAGCAGCUCGAACAAAUGCUGGAAUUGGUGUCAGUCAUGGGACAGAUACUGUUACGAUGAAUCAGGAAACACUGGACAAACAUCUCAGCCUACAUAACGAACAAGAAUCAUUUCUGUAUUCAUUAUCUCGUCAAUCAUGGUUUGCACUACUUGUAAUGCUACUCGUUUGUGUUUUCCUGAUCCUUGUGGCCAUAUUCGUUUUCUGGUACUAUAAAAAUAGCAAAGGUGCUAAGCGUGUGCAAAGCACUGAGUGGCAUCAGUUUCAGGAUCGUACAUUCAUCAAAAUUAAUGACGGAUCUGUUCAUAUGACACAAAAUGGCGUAUGGGAUCAUAAUCCAUAUAAUACUGCUGGACGUAUGACUUUAAAUAAUCGAUGUCCUGCCACUCAUCAACCAUACUCGGUCACUCCAAGUCAACAAGAUUUCUUCCAUGCACCAUGCGAUGAAUAUGUUGCUGGUACAAUGAAUCGGCCUGGAUCAGAACAUCAUUAUCACUAUGCACAAUUAUCCGGCGGCCCUGGAAAUACGCUUAGCACAUUCUACGGGAAUCAGUUCCAAGAUGAUCCUUCUCCGUAUGCUACAACAACAUUAGUAAUGUCAAAUCAACAACCAGCAUGGUUGAAUGAUCGUAUGUUGCGUGGACCCGUACUACCGAGUAAUCCUGUUCCAAAUGGACCACCAGCAAGGUAUGCUGAUCAUUCUGGACGUCGAUCACGUGGAAGUCGUGCGUCUGAACAUCGACAGACUAGCCAUCACUCUGACAGCCCUCCUCAUACUGAUGUCAGUUAUGUGCAGUUUCAAUCAUCCGAUGGUACUGGAGAAAGUUCUAACGGCCGAUCGAAACAAGGUACGAUAGCUGGACGUCGAAGUCCUCCAAAGCAUACAUUGAUGGACUUCAUUCCACCACCUCCUGCAAACCCUCCUCCUCCAGCAGAAGUGGCAUAUGAGAGCUCACCAAGAAGGCCUUUACCCCGCUCAUUGAAUGUGGAGGAUCCUUACGACUCUGUUUCGGAUGGGAUAGGUUUUGCGGACGAGAUGAAAGUUAGACCAACUAGUAGGAACAGAACUACAGGUAUUCGUCCACAAAAAGGAAAUCGAGACGAUGAUAGUCAACGAUCAUCUCUUAUGAUGGAUGAAGAAGGAGGAUCAUCCGAAGCCGAUGGAGAAACUUCGGAUUGUGAAGCACCUAAGCGGAAAACCGUUCCGCGAAUGGGUGUAUCUGCGAGUGCAUUGUCGCAAAGCAGUUAUGAAUCUGGUCGAUCCGCAUCACGGUUUAAGUCAAUACAACGAGGCAAACAGGACCAUCUGUGA
Necator americanus (New World hookworm) is the source of this 3765-nucleotide messenger RNA. RefSeq lists its product as uncharacterized. The transcript is spliced from 28 exons. NCBI's taxonomy places the organism in Eukaryota, Metazoa, Nematoda, Chromadorea, Rhabditida, Ancylostomatidae. Gene Ontology annotation, biological process: cell-cell adhesion. The record is from RefSeq and is a predicted model, not a curated record. Gene Ontology annotation, molecular function: protein binding. The coding region runs from base 1 to 3765 and encodes 1254 amino acids.